This is a messenger RNA of Triticum aestivum (bread wheat), 670 nucleotides long. Its product is annotated as putative glutaredoxin-C2. The record is from RefSeq and is a predicted model, not a curated record. The coding region runs from base 123 to 437 and encodes 104 amino acids. The transcript has a single exon. NCBI's taxonomy places the organism in Eukaryota, Viridiplantae, Streptophyta, Magnoliopsida, Poales, Poaceae.
UCAUCCAACUCCAAGAACACAACAGCUUAGAGCAAGCUCAAGUGAAGUGAGCUGAUCAGAUCGACCAAUAACAAAUCCCCAAGAACAGCCUACUAGCUACCCACCAAUUCGCUCGAUCAGCAAUGGCAGACAGAGUGACGAAGCUGGCGUCGCAGCGGGCGGUGGUGAUCUUUGGGGCGAGCAACUGCUUCAUGUGCCACACGGUGAAGACGCUCUUCACAGAGCUGGGCGUGAGCUGGACGGUGCACGAGCUGGACAAGGACCCCCGCGGGAAGGACGUCGAGAGGGCGCUCGUUGGCAUGGUCGGACGGAGCCCGCCCGUGCCAGCCGUCUUCAUCGGUGGCAGGCUUAUCGGCACCACCGACCAGGUCAUGACGCUGCACGUCGGCGGCCAGCUCGUGCCGCUCCUCCGCCAGGCCGGCGCCCUGUGGCUUUGAAGAGUCAUGGGCAGCAGUGGCUGAUGGUGCGAGCAGUUAUGUGCGAUCGCAGCCUCGAAAUCGAGCGAAGCUAGUGAUCAUGUAGUGCGUGCACUGCAGUGCAGCUACGUAAUUUUGAAAAGGUCAUCAAACAUAUUAACGGUUAUGACCUUUCAGUUGUACCUCGUUGUCAUGAAAAGAGUAGAAAGGAUGCUUUGUAAGAGAUGAGCAUCCUGAGCAAUAUUAAAAGAGCU